AUGAUCCGAAAGCGUCGAUUGGAGUACGCUUUUGGAUUCCUACUCGCUUUUCUUGGCUUCAAUUUUUUAAAGAUCUACUUGCGAAAUUCGCGGCUAGAGAAGUUGUUUGAAAGAAGAAAGAAAAUACUACAGAGAAGUUGUUCUGUUAAAGGCGAAAUUUACAGACUCAAGAAAUCGAAGAAUUCCAGUUUUUCCGAACUCCUCGAUUUCCACAAGAAAGUUCAUGAUCUUGAAGCAUCUCUAGAAGAUGUCGAAGAGACAUCUGAAUGUGGGCCGCGAUUUCCUGGCUUUUCGCGUUCCCUUUUCGAUCUUGCCGACAACAAAAUUCUAGCAUGUCUUGUGCCUAAAUGUGGAACGACUUCGUUUCAUCGAGCGCUCGCCCCAUUGGCUUACAAAAACGGCACCGCUGAUGAUUUCGAAGCCCCCUUGGUGUACAAGCAGCUUCAUCAUCGUGCCGUUACGACUUUAGACUAUCUCGACAAAAAUGAUAAAUUUAGCGAAUAUUUGCGAUUCGCGAUCGUUCGGAAUCCUUUUGAGCGGUUGUAUUCAGCGUGGGGAGACAAACUUCGAACUGGAAAUUUCAUCGAAGCUUUGAAAGAAAAGCACGGAUUUCGCCCAGAUGACGUAAAAGAUCGAGAAGAAAAAUACCUCAGCGAACUUUGGCCAACCCUGAAAUACUUCCAAACCAGCGUCCCUGAAGACAAACUCGUCAACGCAACAUUUGAGAAUUUCGCGAAAUAUCUGUCAAUGGACGACAUGGACGACUCGUUCAGAAAUUGGCACUGGAGGAGUUUCUGGUAUUUUUGCUCGCCGUGCAUGUUUGAGUUUGAGAAGAUUUUGCAUUUGGAAAAUGUGCACGAGGAACUCCCGUUUUUGAUCAAUGGAAUGACUGAAAAGCAAAAGUUUUCGUUGCCAUCAGAUUACAAAUCAGCGCACCGCUCAAAUUUCGAUGACGCUUUCGAAUCCCUUCCGACAGAAAUUUUCGAGCGCUUGUACCGAGCCUAUUACGAAGAUUUCAUCGUCUUUGGCUUCUCCCCCAGCGAAGUAGAAACGCUUCAUCGGAAAACAAAAUCUGACCCUGAGAGCAUUAAUUUUCCGGAAACCGCUAUCUCAGAAGCGAAGAAACUAUCGGAACUAAACAAAGCAGGUGGAGCGGUGGAGCAAUGGGAAAUGUGCAACGAACAGAAAGCGAUGCAAAUUGAGGCGAAGAAGGUUCUGACUUGGAAGCCAAGCAAAGGAGAUGUGUACCAAAAAGGAUCGAUAAAAUAUGCGUCUGGUUAUCCGAUUAUUCCCUGGGAUGGCAAGCUUUCCUGA
Molecule: messenger RNA, 1314 nt
Organism: Oikopleura dioica
Lineage: Eukaryota; Metazoa; Chordata; Appendicularia; Copelata; Oikopleuridae
Source: the annotation of a GenBank genome assembly